UUUUAUUUUCUUCAAAUUAUUGACUAGAGGUUAGGCCCUUCUUUUUACAGGUUGACACUUGUCUAGUAUAUAUAUCAUUAUCAAAGAUGCCAUUGAAUCAUGUUGAUAUUUUCUUAAUUCAAACCAUAUCAUGUAUAUUCUAGUAGCCAUAUAAUUUGGAUGCCAGGUAGAAGCAGAUCUACUACAAAAUGUACUACUAGAUUCUAUGGUUUGGCACAUAUUAAACAAUUACAGGAAUAUUAAUCUAGCUAAUUAGCUUCAACAUUCAUGGGGGUGUCAUUGUCAUAUAAAACCAAUAAUAUAUACAUAUUUUGUAAUUAAAAAAUUUGAUAUUGGAUAUUGUUUAUUGACCUUUUUAUUCUAGUCCAUACACUGACAGGUGUGCCUGCUUUGCCAAUUGCCACCUUUGAUGAUUCACAGAAAUGUAACCAAGUAACUCAUAAUAACUAUAUCUAAUUACAAAAUAGUAACUUAAUUAUAUGAUUUUUGCUAUAAAUAGACACCUUAGCUCAUACCAUAUUUCUUGCUCAUCUAUCUCUAGUCUUUUUUCUUCUUCUUCUUCUUGUUUCUUUAUUUAUCUCUCUAGUCCUCAUAAUGGACACAAAACUGAAAAUGCUUGUCAUGUUAUGUUUGUUAUUAUUCACCUUAGUUUCCCUUGUAUCAUCUUUCCAUAAUGGUUGUCCAAAAUGUGGUAACUUUGAAGUUCCAUACCCUUUUAGCACUAAUGAUAACUGUGGUAAUCUUAGAUACAAAAUCUAUUGUAACAAUGGGAACCUUGAAUUCCCAUCACUCCAAGGAUUUCACUACAAAAUCCUUAGCAUUGACACAAACACUAACUCACUCAUCAUUAGACCACCUAUGAUACUUAAAGACACAUGUUCCUCUUCUGAUUUAUCUCAAGGAGGAAUAAGGCUUGAUGAGACAUUACCUUUCAACAUAUCAAAACACAACACUGUGUUGUUGCUGAAUUGCGCCGAAUCCAUUCUUCGAUCCCCGCUUAAUUGUUCUAACAACAGUCUUUGCAGGCAGUUUGAGGAUGAAAUGGAGGAAGGAAGUGGUUGUAAAAGUAGGCUUUGUUGUCAUUACUUGAAAGAUUCAAGUAUGAAUUCACAUUUCAUUAGGGUCAGGUCUGGUGGAUGUACUGCUUAUACUUCUGUGGUUAAUAUCAACCCUCAAGACCCUAUUUAUCAAUGGAAUUAUGGUAUUGAAUUGCAAUGGUUGCCUCCUAAUCCUAACUGUGUUUUGGAGAACAACCCAUAAUGUAUGACAAAUGUUCUACUUGAUAAGAAAAAGAAAGUUUUUAUUUUUAUUUUUA
Molecule: messenger RNA, 1315 nt
Organism: Cannabis sativa
Lineage: Eukaryota; Viridiplantae; Streptophyta; Magnoliopsida; Rosales; Cannabaceae
Product: wall-associated receptor kinase-like 20
Exons: 1
Coding region: 595-1260 (221 amino acids)
Molecular function (GO): polysaccharide binding
Source: RefSeq, a predicted model, not a curated record